Messenger RNA from Cannabis sativa, 1376 nucleotides. RefSeq names its product cinnamoyl-CoA reductase 1. The record is from RefSeq and is a predicted model, not a curated record. NCBI's taxonomy places the organism in Eukaryota, Viridiplantae, Streptophyta, Magnoliopsida, Rosales, Cannabaceae. The coding region runs from base 140 to 1114 and encodes 324 amino acids. Gene Ontology annotation, molecular function: oxidoreductase activity, acting on the CH-OH group of donors, NAD or NADP as acceptor. The transcript is spliced from 6 exons.
UAUACUACGUAGCUCUUAUCUUCAUUUCCCACGUGGGACUCAUAGUUUCCAAUCUCUAUAGCCUCAGUUCUCAUUUUUUGUGUAGAGAGCUCCUGAAGCCUUUACACCCAAAAAUAUAUCAGUAGAAAUUCAAAGUUCAAUGGCGUCGACGGUGGUUGAGAAAGCUCGUAAAGUGGUCUGUGUAACCGGUGCCGGUGGCUUCAUAGCUUCUUCCCUUAUAAAGCUUCUCCUUUCAAAUGACUAUAUCGUCCACGGCACUGUUCGACAACCCAACGAUGCUAAGUAUGCUCAUUUGAAUAAACUCGAUAAGGCAUCUGAGAAUCUCAAGCUAUUUAAGGCUGAUUUGUUGGAUUAUGGUUCUUUGGUUUCUGCAAUUCAUGGCUGUAGUGGAGUGUUCCAUGUUGCUAGUCCUGUUCCCCCAGCUUCAGUCCCAAACCCAGAGGUUGAACUGAUUGAGCCUGCUGUGAAUGGCACACUAAAUGUGCUCAAAGCUUGUGCUGAAGCGAAAAUUGAACGAGUGAUUUACGUGUCUUCAAGUGCUGCUGUGGCCUUGAAUCCCAACUGGCCCAAAGAUCAAGUCAUGGAUGAAACAUGCUGGUCUGAUAAGGAUUACUGCAAAAGAACUGAGAACUGGUAUUGUUUAUCUAAAACACUAGCAGAAAGUGAGGCUUGGGAGUUUUCGAAGAAAACUGGGCUUGACGUUGUGGCUAUCUGUCCGACACUUGUUUUUGGACCGAUUCUACAGUCCAAUGUGAAUUCAAGCACCUUGGUUCUCCUUAAACUUUUGAAAGAAGGGUAUGAUUCCAUCGAAAACAGACUGCGCGUUAUAGUAGAUGUACGCGAUGUAGCUGAUGCAAUUCUUAUGGGGUACGAGAAGCCUGAGGCUGAAGGAAGAUACAUAUGUACAUCUCACUUAAUCAAGGCAAAGGAUUUGGUGGACAAGCUGAAGAGUUUAUAUCCUAACUACAAUUAUCCCAAGAAGUUUACUGAAGUUGAGAAUGACUUGAAAUUGAGCUCUGAAAAGCUGCAGAAGCUUGGUUGGAGUUCUCGACCACUAAAUGAGACUCUAACCGAUUCUAUUGAAAGCUACCGCGCAGCUGGACUAUUGGAUUGAAAAAAGACUAAUCACAGUUUCCACAAAAGCACAUAUUGUCUAAAUAGCAUUUUAUAGUUGUGAUUACAGACUAAAGAGUGUUCUUGUUUGUUUAAUAAAGUGUUUGAGACAAGUAAUGUUGUUUAGCUUUGUGAAGUGUGUGAUCCCUCUUUUGUGUUUGUGUAAUAAGUAAAAGAUAUCAUUGAAAGAAACUUGAGUUGUUUCUUAUGCCAAAGGCUAUUCAUAAGCUUUGUUAUUAAGUAAAAAUUAAGUCUGCAAGAAA